AUGCUGAAAGUGCUGGUCCACGAACGCAUCCAGAUUUUGAAAUAGAAUCACAACAGUUCCAAGUUCAAUUGAGAAAAGCCGGCUUCUUAAAUAAAGAUAAUCGUUAUAUUGAAAGUUUAGACGGAUAUAAUAAAUUGAGUGAAGAAAUGAAAUCAUUUAGUAUUAUAGCUCAAACUCAACGUAUAAAUUACAUCAAAGAAAAAUUAAGUUCAAAGAAACAAUUAGUUACCCGUUCCAUUCCUGUUACAAUUGAUGAAGCAUAA
Messenger RNA from Funneliformis caledonium, 263 nucleotides. NCBI's taxonomy places the organism in Eukaryota, Fungi, Glomeromycota, Glomeromycetes, Glomerales, Glomeraceae. The record is from the annotation of a GenBank genome assembly.